This is a messenger RNA of Gigantopelta aegis, 3602 nucleotides long. Its product is annotated as phosphorylated adapter RNA export protein-like. Lineage: Eukaryota; Metazoa; Mollusca; Gastropoda; Neomphalida; Peltospiridae. Gene Ontology annotation, biological process: snRNA export from nucleus. Gene Ontology annotation, cellular component: nucleus. The record is from RefSeq and is a predicted model, not a curated record.
UGGUACCAUUCACAAACGUGCCAGUUAUCGAUCAUCAGGGAUUUCGAAGAUCGUUAAAAUAAUGAUUUUGAGUGUCGCAAAGUUUUAAAAAUUCUUUGCAAUUUUGUUUGUAUUUUGGUGUAGGCUCGUUAACCGAUAGAGGCGGGAUUUACAAACAAGUAACAAGAACGCAAAGGUCCAUCGAAAUGUCUGACUUAGAAGAAGGAGAAGUCGUUGAUUCGGAUAGCGAGGGACCCAAUAAGAAACUACCUUCAGUGAUUCAUGCAGAAGACACUGGUUCAAAGACCACCAGUCAGGGGGUUGCUGCCUUUCCAUCAGUGUCAUUUCCAACACCGGCUGUUCCUUCCUUUUCAUAUGGAAAUCACAGAUCAAAGAUCACAAGCAACUCCGAGGAUUCUUGUGAUACCAGUGACGAAGACUCUGUCCUGUGGAAUCAGAAACGUGCCAAGUAUAUCUCGAAGCAGCAGCAGCAGCAGCACCAUCACAGUAUGGACACGAACCACGAAUCCACCACAUUACCGGUGUUCCGGAACCCGUUGCGGUGUCGCAAUGGAAAUGACAAACAAAACAAACAGGGAAAUAACAUCUGGGGUUCUGUCCUCGAGGAACAAUGUUUAACUCAGGGAAUGAAAAGUUUCGACGUCGAGAACAGUAGUAACAAGAAUCUGAGCGACAGGAAUGUGGAGAGUUAUGACUUUACGAAGGCGGCUGGCGACACGCGGCCUUCCUCGAUUCCUGACGAAGACAUCAUGGAAGGGAAUCCCGAUGUGGACAACCCAUUUGGUGGUGGAGAGGUGGUCGAUCUGGAACCCAAUGAAGGCACUGGUGCCAUAAGGCCUCGAAAGAGGAAGCAUGUUAAAAACAGGCUCGGUGAAAGAACGUUUGAUAAAAAGAAGUCAAGAGAUCAUAUUGGUGUGACAAAGGACGACUCCACUGCCAAAAUUGUAGGUGCCUUGGUGGAACAUUUGCGAGAGCCGAAAGUGCAACUUUUAAACCGUGUUGUUGAUACUCUCGGGAAGGAGAAAACGCUGGAGUUACUCUACAUGACAGAGGAUGUGGAAGCUAGAGGUGGAAUGAUGACCAUGGAUGGAAGUCGCAGAAGGACAAAGGGUGGUGUUUUUAUACAACUCCUUAAAACUGACAGAAAUAUCGAGAAGAAAGAUGUAAAAGAAAUAUUCGCUGAAGAGGAAAGGGAACAAAAAAAGUGUUUAAAAGCUCUUUCCAGACAGCGUCGCAGAAAGAGAAUGCAAGCCAUUGCUAGAAACACUAGCCAUAGAGACGGUUACUCUGACAACAGAGCAACUACACAGGAUGACAGUGGUGGUGGUGGUGACGGCAUGGACAGUUCAGAUUCUAGUCGACCCGAUCAAACGAGGUCGACGAAUCGCUCCCGUCGUGCCGUGUGUUACGAGAGCUUCGAUGAGGAGAAAGAGGACUCAUUUGCUCUAAACACACCCACUGGUGAUAACGUCUUGUCCAGUGAUGGCAGACACGCAAGGGAGAGUGGCGACGGAGCCAGCGAUUCUGGCAGUGUAGGGGAGAAAACUCGAAAGGCAGUCCAUAGAAAAGGGGCCGAAACUUUCCAUGACGAGGAUAUGUUGGACAUUAUGCCUGGGGACGAAGAAACGAUCGGGUAGAACAGUGAUUAUUAAGACUGUUUGUAGUACAGUGACUGGAAAUCCAAAAGAACAUGGCUGGGGUCUGGCCUUUUGCUUAUAAAAUGUUACAUUCUGGACCUAAAUAAAGUCUUGCAUAAAUACAUGUAUGUAUGGUUAAAGAGACUGCCAUUGUUCAGAUACGUCCAGCUAACAGAUACUUUUUAACAAUUAAAAUUAGAUAUUUAAUUUUCCUCUUUAUAAUAUCUGUGUCAUUAUAUCUAAUGCGUUUCUGAUCAUCCUUAUCUUAAAUUUCAUUAUAUUUCUUAAUAUAAAUGUUUUUGUGUACACUCACAGAAUUAUUGUGAGGUACAAUCCAGUUCUGGCUACUACAAGCAUGUUAAUGAUGACAAUGAUUACAGGGCUCGAACUUAAUGAUGGCACCGACAGCAACUGUCGUCGUUAAUAUAUAAAUUGCCGUUAGCAAGGAGCAACACCGGUGGCACUUUUGUGUUGUCAGUAAAGCUCCUCGACAGUGGCAAAAGGUGUAUACCUGAUGUACAUUAUCUGUCAGUAUUUAAUAUUUGUACAUUUGAAAUAUCUCUACAUACAGCAAAAUAACCUUUCAGUCAAGUUUAUUUGCUGAAAAAGUCACUUUAAAAAGAAUUGCCAUAGGCAGGCUCAAAAUGUUCGUCAGUGGUCUUUUUUGCCAUAGGAGACAAAUUCUUAAGUUCGAGCCCUGUGAAUACACAGACUUACUAAACAAGAAAAUGUAUUUAAUGUAUAAUUAUAGUUGUUGGAAAGUCUCCGUUAGAUGUAAACAUGUUGCAAUGAUGGCUAACUAACAGUCCUAUUAAAGUCACAAGUCUUUAGCUAGAGUCUUGAAGUUUUGGACGAAAGUUAUGUGAUAAUUGGUCUUGGUCGAAGAAAGAUACAUGCAGCAUGGGGAUGGCAAGGUGGGCAUUCUGCCAGAAAAUAAUUUGAGGGUGUGUAAGAAAAAAUAAAAACAAAACAAAUCAUAGGUGUCUCAUCUAGGUGGUUAUGGGUUUGAAAUCUUUUGAAAAUGGACAUGCGUUUCAUGUAGUUUAAUGUAAAUUGUAAAGCAGCCGUUCUUUAAUUACAAUCUUUCUAGUAGUUUUAAAAGUGUAUCCAUCCAUUUCCAAGAUUUCUGGCAGAAACCUUGCAAGGCUAUCUUGUUCAUAGCCAAAUGGCCAAAAUAACCCUAACUUGCUGCAAUUUUAGUCCCUUUCCAUUCAUGAGCAAAAUCAGGUGGGCUCAAGAUUACUGUCCUGAAAUUAUGCCAGGUGAGCAAUCAUAUGAAGUUUCUGGGUGAGCAGAAUAUUUCGCCCGACUACAUGUAUCUAUUAAACUUCAGAAAUUGCAGAAACACUAGUUACUUUCAACAAAAUAUCAAUUAUUAUAUAAACUUAUUUCGCCAUAUCAGAAUAAAAUUAGCCAAAUAUUUUUUAUUUUUUUGCUCUUGGCGAAUUUGGUGAGUGCCAGAGCUAGCCCUGAAAUGAAUUUGAAAAAUGUUGACGCUCUCCUAAAACUCUAGGUGAGUGUAGAAGUGAUCAGUCACGUUUUUUCUUCAGUUUUGUAUUAGGUCAAUCAGUUUUUAUAGAAAUGUUGGAAUAAUUAUGUAAAAAUUAUUAAAUAGUGUAGUACACUUUAUACUUAACUAGUGAAAUGGUCUCAGUGCUAAUUUAUUAUUUGAAAAAAAAAAAAAGAAAACUAAAUAAAACUCGAUGCACAGUUUUAUACUUUGUCAGUCAUGUUUUACUUAUGUUGGCCAGACUGGGAUAUACAUGUAAAAUUGGUUAGAUAAUUUUAUGAGUUAAUUGAAAUCAAAUUUAGGAAGAUGGACUAGAAGAAAAAUCCUUUCCAGACUGAGCUUUAGUAUGAGCAGUUUCAGAUAUUUUAAAAUCUCUUUGCAUCUGUUCAUAAUUAAACCGGCCUUAGUGGCGUCGUGGUUAGGCCAUCGGUCUACAGGCUGGUAGGUACUGGGUU